AACUGCGCUCGUGCAAUCAUGUUCACACUGCACUGUGAACGUAUACUCGUAUACAGAAUGGCGAACAGAUCCAUGUCCCGUUUAGCACAAUGGUGCUCCAGAGUAUUUAUGGUGGAAAUCAACCAGAAGACAGAGCCGAUUUAUUUCGCAUUAAGCUCAACACCAAGUGCUCGUAACAAGGAGUUGGAGGCGCUUUUCGGGAGCGGGAAGCUGUUUUCUGUGCACGCGCUUGGCGAUGAUAGAGUUCAGAGCGCUCGCUCUCACGCGCACCUUAAAAGCGCCCUGACUGAAGACCUGCCGCCAGGAUGCCAGCUUUUAGACACGGCUUCUUUUCUCCCUGACGUCAAAAACUCGCUCGUGAGGGGAUUCUUUUUGCGGGAUAACUCUGUACUGUCCUCUGCGGAGCGAGUUGUAACCCACCUCCGGCAGAAAGGUUCAGUAUGUGUGUUCACUUACACACGCGGACAAAACGGAGAUUAUCUCUGCUCAGAUGAGGCUGACGAGCCUGCGGAGCGCGAGCGGAGGUAUUACGUCACCCCUGCACCCGCGCCACUGCGUCAUCCCUCAACACUGAACAUUAUAAACUCGGACGUGUUCUACCAAAUGAAAGAUGCUUACAAAGUGCUACAAGAGUGCAGUGAUGUCAUACCAGAGUCCAAGGCAGUGUUGGAGCUGGUGGAGGCGCAACAGCUGGAAUUAAACAGCAUUCAUGAUGAAAGGUUUCCAGUCAUUGUAAUAGAGGGACUGGAUGCUACAGGUAAAACUACUCUCACCUGCAGUCUGCAGAAGGCCUUGGGUGCAGUUCUACUAAAAUCUCCUCCUCAGUGCCUAGCUCACUUGAGACCACGCUUUGACUCAGAGCCACCACUCAUUCGCAGGGCAUUCUAUGCCCUAGGGAACUACAUCACUGCAGCACAGAUAGCCAGAGAGUCAUCACAUGCUCCUGUGAUUGCAGACAGGUACUGGCACAGCACUGCAGCGUAUGCGAUAGCCACGGCAGUGAGUGGACGAGAGGAGAACCUUCCAGCUGUUGGCUCAGAGAUCUAUGAGUGGCCCCAUGACCUGCUGAGGCCCAGCAUGGUCCUGCUGCUCAGUGUAAGCCCUGAGGAGAGGCUGCGCAGACUUUCACACAGAGGGCUCGACAAAACCGAGGAGGAAAGCCAGCUGGAGAUCAAUCACCUGUUUCGUCGCAAAGUGGAUGAAGCCUACAAGAGGAUCCAGAACCCUGCCUGUAUCGUCGUGGAUGCCAAUCCCAGCCCAGAUCAUGUGCUCCAACAAGUGCUGGGUUUAAUUAGAAACAAAUACAACUUGCAAACCCCAGGCCACUAGUGAACGUCAUUUGAUGCUGCAAUACCUAAAAUCUCCACAAGAUGGUAGUAUAAUCCCACAUUUUCCCUGGACAAAUCAGUCCUCCAACCCCCCCCCGAAACAUUCUCAGGUCUUAGACAGCAUUGGCCGCACCAGAGGUUGAUGGCUAAUGGCCAGCAGGCAUCAAAAUCCUGUAUCCUGACAUGUCACAACCUGUUCACUUCCCACAGAGUAACACUGAUGACACAAGAGAGAAAGUUAUUAUGAAUGCUGGGACGAGAUGUCAACUCCCAUACACAGGGUUAUAGCCUUGCAUGUUCCAUACGCUCAGUGUUAUGUUUUUCCUCUCACACCGGAGUGUAGGAACUGAACCGAAGGGCUCAGUGAAUUCAUCAAUCACUUCAAUUAGAUUUCUGCACAAGGGCCCAUUGUUGGUCAGCGCAGCAUUCAGUCCUCGGAGAGCUCAGAGAGCACGCCACAUUAAGAGCUAUCAGGGCCUCGUGGGCCAGGAAAUUCUUCUAGUUGUAGGUGUUUCUCAGCAUUUAUAAAGAGCAAUCCUGUAGGAACGUUGUUUUAUUUCUCCCUGCUGUUUAGUGUGGGACAUACUUUCCACUUUCCAGCUUUCAAAAAGCAAAAUACUUUGAGAUUACUGUCCAGUUGAGUUAUACACAAUACGUGCUUUCAGAGUAAGUUAUAUAUUUACUGGUUUGUUUACAAAUAUUGGAAGAUUCCUCACCAUGAAAAUGAUAUGCACUUUACUAUUUAACAGUGGACAUAACCGAUAUUAAAGCUCUUCCCUCUAAGAAGUAAACAGCUUUCUUGGCUGACUAAAUAUUUAUCUGUAAUAGCAUUUAUUUCUUCCUUCACGUAUUCCUUAUUUAAUUCUUUGCAUUGCAGUGUAGUUACAACACAAAAUAAUUAACGUGCAAUGUGUAAGUAAGUGCAAUCUGAUAUCUGUAAUGAUUAUUCCAAGAAAGUACAAUGUAAACUCUAAAGAUUUGUUCUUACCAAAAUAAAGCAUUU
Molecule: messenger RNA, 2331 nt
Organism: Hemibagrus wyckioides
Lineage: Eukaryota; Metazoa; Chordata; Actinopteri; Siluriformes; Bagridae
Gene: cmpk2
Product: cytidine monophosphate (UMP-CMP) kinase 2, mitochondrial
Exons: 5
Coding region: 19-1329 (436 amino acids)
Biological process (GO): dUDP biosynthetic process; dTDP biosynthetic process; dTTP biosynthetic process
Cellular component (GO): cytoplasm; mitochondrion
Molecular function (GO): ATP binding; dTMP kinase activity
Source: RefSeq, a predicted model, not a curated record